GCCACCGGUUGCUGUCGAGCCCCGGAUCUUUUUUAUACGUUUCUAAUUAUAAGCGAUUUUAUAGUGUAUAAAUAUUAUAUACGAAAUCAAACCAGUUAAGCAGACAAUUAAAAAUGUGGAAAUUCUACAAUGCAAUUAUAAGGCGACAAGGUGCAGGCAGUCUAGGCGCUUAUCUGUGGGUGGAGCACUCAGUCAGCAGACCCAGUUGGAAUUCUUGGACACUUCGCCGCCUCGAAUCGAUGAGAAGUGGCAGCAGGCCAAGUACUAUGGAAAAAAUGCCGGGUCCCAGCACUUUGCGAAUGAUAUCUUACUUCAUGCCAGGAGAUUGGAAACCCAAAGGGAUCCCGAGACCCACACCCGGAAUGCAGACUUUCAAAGCUCAAAAUGUGCCCCUAAAUACCCGCAUGGGAUUGCUAAGCGAUCAGCCAGAUCCGAAUGCUGCCCUUGUGGCCAAGCAUAUGGGUGACUUCUUUAACCUUAGCUUCAAGUACGAUGUGCAGCCCUCAAUUUGGCCUUACUACAAGACCCCUGGCUUCAAGAAGUUCCUGAAAACAUACGAGGAUAUCACCGCGGUUACAUUGAAUUACAUAGAGAUAGCUAUGCAGAGCCUCGGGAACAAUGAUAAUCGUAGGUCCAAGUGUGUUCUGGAGCAGCUGCUGCAACUUAACAAGCAAGUGACUGUGGCAAUGGUCAUGGACAUGCUGAUCGCAGGAAUCGAUACGACCUCUUCAGCUUGUCUUACGAUCCUCUAUCACCUGGCUCGCAAUCCCUCGAAGCCGGAGAAGCUGAGCAGGGAAUUGCUCCGAAUGCUGCCCAACAACAGGGAUUCCCUGACCGAUGAGAGUACCAAGAACAUGCCCUAUAUGCGCGCCUGCACACCGUGAAACUUCCGAACAACCACCAAGGAUCUAGUGCUCUCGGGCUAUCAAGUGCCUCGGGGCACGAAAGUCGAUGAGUACUUUGCCCAGAGUGCGAAUUUCAUAUGGCUCAAGUCUGAUUUGGCUGUUGAUAUCCAGGCCUGUCCAGAGGCCCGGUCCCGCAAUCCCUUCGUCUACCUGCCCUUUGGCUUCGGACCUCGCACCUGCAUUGGCCAGAGGAUUGCAGAACUGCAGAUCGAGACCCUGCUGGUGCGACUUCUGCGGACCUACAAGGUCAGCUGGCUGCUGUACGAAAGCACCAUUAUCCUGGCGCCUUGUGGGGAUAUUCGCUUCAAGCUGCAGCCAGGCGGUGAUUCCAUGUGAUAUGUAGGCUAAGCUCAAGUACAGACUUCCGGUUAAGUUCAGAGA
Molecule: messenger RNA, 1286 nt
Organism: Drosophila biarmipes
Lineage: Eukaryota; Metazoa; Arthropoda; Insecta; Diptera; Drosophilidae
Gene: Cyp12b2
Product: probable cytochrome P450 12b2, mitochondrial
Molecular function (GO): oxidoreductase activity, acting on paired donors, with incorporation or reduction of molecular oxygen; monooxygenase activity; heme binding
Source: RefSeq, a predicted model, not a curated record